Messenger RNA from Racocetra persica, 681 nucleotides. NCBI's taxonomy places the organism in Eukaryota, Fungi, Glomeromycota, Glomeromycetes, Diversisporales, Gigasporaceae. The record is from the annotation of a GenBank genome assembly.
UUGGGGAAAUUUUGACUAAAAAACGCGAACAACUAGCUACUCACAACAUUAGCAAAGGAUUUGCUAAAACUGCCAGUGAGGAUAAUCGCAGGGAGGCAAUGGAAUUGGUGGAAAUUAAUCAAUUACUUUUAGAAAUUCGCUAUCUAGAAAAUGAUGGAGAUGCUACUACUCUUAGUUCAGUAGACGCAGAAAACACGGCUUUAACCGCCAUUGAUGACAUUAUACAAAAGGCAGAUUUAGCCAUUAGUAGAAUAAAAGCCGGUAAAUAUACUGAAAAUGGUAAAGAACACGAUAUCUCUUUUUACGGAGGAUUAGAAAAAUUUAAGGAGCAUUUUGAAAAUAAAGAGAAAUUAGUGAAAUUGAAAACCCUGAUUAAAAAAGUGAUAGGAACAGAUGGUAAGGUUAAAACUGAGUUUAUUGAGGAAAUCAAAAAGUCGGAUGCUACUUUAGUAGAUUUAAAAACUCUUUUACUAAAAGAACCUAAAGACAUUAUUACUUAUAUUGCCCGUUUUGUUUAUAACCAAUUGGAUGAUAGUGCUAGCGACGAGAAAAAUAAGAAAAAGACCCAAAUGAAGCGUCGCAUUGCCAAAAAGCUGAAUAAAAUUAAAGAAAGCGAAUUAACUGAACAAGAACUUGAUGAUAGCCUUUACCAAAUAGAAAUAGGAGAAUUAACCUUGGAUA